AUGAAGCGAAAUGUCACUUCACUGACAUCAUCGACGAAUUUGAAAAAUUCUGGGAAAUCGAAGACUUCGGCCACGCAGAGAGCUGACAAUCAGAAGCAGAAGCAGAAGCAGCCUGCCAACGCAUUCUACGCAGCAUGUGUCACGCAAUCCAGAAGGGCGAUACGUAGUAGCACUGCCCUUCAACGAGAAGAAGGAUCAACUUGGUACUUCCUAUCUCCAGGCGAAACGUCGUCUACUCUCAUUGGAACGGAAAUUCAAGUGGAAUCCCAGGCUAGCAGAAGACUACAUCAAGAAGUUGAAGAUGGCUUCUACCUUCCUCAUCACGCAGUGUUUAAGGAGACCAGUCUCACCACCAAAACUAGAGUUGUUUUCGAUGGUUCAGCACGGUCUAGCACCGGAGUCUCGCUCAAUGAAACCCUGAUGGUUGGCCCAACCGUUAAGGAUGAUAUUCUUUCUCUAGUACUGAGAUUCAGACUCCACAAUUACAUUUUUACUGGGGAUAUCGAGAAAAUGUAUCGCCAGGGACUGAUCCGACCAGAGGAUACAAAAUACCAACGAAUUCUGUGGCGAGAACAUGAAACUAUCAAUACGUAUGAGUUACAAUCUGUGACGUUUGGACUCUCCUCCGCUUCGUUCCUUGCAGUCAGAUGCCUGGAUCAAUUGGCUGACGACGAAUCCGAGCAAUAUCCAUUGGCAGCAUCACGACUCAAGAGGGAUCUAUACGUUGAUGAUCUCCUCACUUGGACAUCAACACUUGAAGAAGCCAUACUACGGAAUGAAAUGAUCUGCCUGCUGAGGACAGGCGGUUUUGCUCUACGACAAUGUACUUCCAAUUCUCCACAAAUUAUCCAAGGACUUCCAGAGUCAACCAUAAAUCUCCAACUGCUUGGUGGAGAUGAUCCUACACUUAAAACUCUGGGAAUUCAUUGGGAUUCACAGAGUGGCAGUAUUGUAUACCCCGUCAACCCCAUAGCCACCAGAGAUGUCAUCACCAUGAGAACGAUAGCAUCAGACGUCGCUCGCAUCUUCGAUCCUCUUGAUUUGCUUAAUCCAGUAAAAACCCACGCAAUAAUCAUUCAACAAGAACUGUGGAGGCUCAAAUUACACUGGGAUGAUUCCACACCAACUGAGGUCCACACGAGACGGACCGAAUUUGCAUCCCAACUUCCGCUUCUCAAUAAAAUAAAAUUCCAGCGACAAGUCACAUCAAGGCUACAAGAAAAAUUGGAAGUAUAUGGCUUGUGUGAUGCAAGUCAAAGUGCCGACGGAGCUUCUAUCUAUCUCAAGACUACUAAAUGCACUGGGCAAUCACACCAUCCCUCGCCUGGAGCUGUGUGCAAUGGAACUCCUCCCAAACCUGUACGACACAGUGAAGAGGUAAACAUCACUCCGCAACGGGAAGUUCUUUGGUCUGGCUCCACUGUCGCUCUGCAUUGGAUUAAAAUUUCUCCUCAUCUCCUCCAACGAUUCGUGGCCAAUAGGGUGUCUCGAAUCCAAGACCUCACUAACAAUGUCGGGUGGAAACAUGUACGCACACACGACAAUCCAGCAGGUGCAGUAUCUAGAGGUGAACUUGCAUCUGAUUUCCUGAAGAAUGAACUAUGGCUACAUGGACCCGCUUGGCGUCGACAGCCUGAAGAACAUUCUCAUCUCCUCAAAACCCUCAAGGAAUUGCCUGAACUGAAGAGGGCCACCUGUCUCCAUAUCACUGAACCAGCAAAAAGUCCUUUUCUACACCAGUACUUAUCAUUCGAAAAACUCCAGCGAAUCACAGCAAGGUGUUUAAGAUGGAAAAAACGAUUUCCCCAUUAUCACCUCACUCUUCAGGAGCUCCAAAAAGCAGAGAUCAGGAUUCUUCAACUGAUUCAACAAGAAGGCUUCCACAUCGAACUCUCACCACUCCAACAAGGCAAACCCCUUCCAAGCAAGACCCGGUUGAAUAAUCUUAAUCCACAACUUGAUGAGACAGGUCUCAUUCGAGUGGGUGGACGAUUACAGAAGGCUUGUGACAUUCCUCUGGAUAGUAAACAUCCCAAAUUAUUGCCCAGGAGUCGCUACAUCACUCAUCUCAUCAUCCAACGGACUCAUUUGCUCAAUCUUCAUGCUGGGGUCCAAACAACAUUACAUCUGCUCAGUCAACGUUAUUGGCCCAUUGGUGGCCGUAAUCAAGUGAGACUCGUCAUUCAUAAGUGUCUGAACUGUGCCAAGGUGAAUCCAACUCCAGUCACUUAUCAGAUGGCGAAUCACCCAAAUCAAACCCUUUACUCACACCGGAUUAGACUAUUGUGGUCCAUUUCUUAUCAAGGACAGACGAUAUCGCAAUACCAAAAGGAUCAAAAUCUGGAUCUGUAUAUUUGUCUGCUUCCCUACACAGGCCGUGCACAUCGAAUUAGUAGCUGA
Diachasmimorpha longicaudata is the source of this 2400-nucleotide messenger RNA. RefSeq lists its product as uncharacterized. The transcript is spliced from 3 exons. The coding region runs from base 1 to 2400 and encodes 799 amino acids. Lineage: Eukaryota; Metazoa; Arthropoda; Insecta; Hymenoptera; Braconidae. The record is from RefSeq and is a predicted model, not a curated record.